Molecule: messenger RNA, 2561 nt
Organism: Zea mays
Lineage: Eukaryota; Viridiplantae; Streptophyta; Magnoliopsida; Poales; Poaceae
Exons: 9
Coding region: 149-2104 (651 amino acids)
Biological process (GO): regulation of DNA-templated transcription
Molecular function (GO): DNA binding; DNA-binding transcription factor activity
Source: RefSeq, marked validated
CCGCCGGGCCUUCUCAUCUGUUCACUUGGUACUUGGUAGCUCUCCCAUUUGUAGUGGCAGCACUGGACUAGUCGUGUUCAAGCGCACCACAAAAGGAGAGCGAGCUCGAGAGUAACAAGGGCUUGCGUGUGCAUGGUUGAUAGGGGAAAUGGCUAAUGGCAGCAACUGGCUAGGCUUCUCCCUCUCCCCGCAUACGGCCAUGGAGGUGCCCUCCGUUUCUGAACCCGCUUCUACCCAUCACGCUCCACCUCCACCUUCUUCCAGUACCACGAUCUCCUCUUCCAGUACCAACAACACCAUCAGUUCCAACUUCCUCUUCUCACCGAUGGCCUCUCCCUAUCCUGGUUACUACUGUGUGGGCGGCGCGUAUGGCGAUGGCACCAGUGCUGCCGGCGUCUACUACUCCCACUUGCCUGCUAUGCCCAACAAGUCCGACGACGGCACCCUCUGCAACAUGGAAGGCAUGGUGCCGUCGUCCCCACCGAAGCUAGAGGACUUCUUGGGUGGUGGCAAUGGCGGUGGGCAAGAAACGGCCACCUACUACAGCCACCAGCAGCAGGGCCAGGAAGAGGGGGCAAGCAGGGAUUACCGCCAGUACCACUACCAACACCAGCAGCUCGUCCCCUACAACUUCCAGCCCCUGACGGAAGCAGAGAUGCUCCAAGAAGGCGCAGCGCCAAUGGAGGAGGCGAUGGCGGCGGCCAAGAACUUCCUCCUGGCGAGCUACGGCGCUUGCUACAGCAACGAGGAGACGCGCCCUCUGAGCCUGUCGAUGAUGAGCCCCGGGACUCAGCUGAGCAGCUGCGUGAGCGCGGCCCCGCAGCAGCAGCACCAGAUGGCCGCUACUGUAGCCACCGCUGCCACUGCGGCCGCAGCCCUGGGGCGCAGUAAUGGCGAUGGUGAGCAGUGCGUUGGGCGGAAGAGGAGCACCGGGAAGGGAGGCCACAAGCAGACCGUGCACCGCAAGUCCAUCGACACGUUUGGGCAGAGAACCUCCCGGUAUAGGGGCGUCACCAGGCACAGGUGGACUGGGAGAUACGAAGCCCACCUCUGGGACAACAGCUGCAGGAAGGAUGGGCAGACUAGAAAAGGCAGACAAGUAUAUCUAGGUGGUUACGACACCGAAGACAAGGCCGCGAGGGCUUAUGAUCUGGCUGCUCUGAAAUACUGGGGUCCAGCUACUCACGUCAAUUUCCCCGUAGAAAACUACCGAGAUGAGCUCGAGGAGAUGAAAGGCAUGACAAGGCAAGAAUUCGUUGCGCAUCUGAGAAGGAGAAGCAGCGGAUUUUCUCGAGGUGCUUCCAUCUACCGAGGGGUGACAAGGCACCACCAGCAAGGAAGAUGGCAGUCUCGGAUUGGAAGAGUCGCUGGAAACAAGGAUCUAUACCUCGGCACUUUCACAACUCAAGAAGAAGCAGCCGAGGCGUACGACAUAGCGGCCAUCAAGUUCCGCGGCCUGAACGCGGUGACGAACUUCGACAUAGCAAGAUACGACGUGGACAAGAUCAUGGAGAGCAGCACGCUGCUGGCCGUGGAGGAAGCGCGCAAGGUCAAGGCGGUCGAGGCAGCGAGCAGUGCUCCUAUGACGCACACGCACAGCGGUGGCAAGGAGCAGCUCAACGCUACCACCGCCGAGGAGACAAGCAGCGCGGGCUGGAGGAUGGUACUCCAUGGUUCUCCCCACCAGCUGGAAGCCGCGCGUUGCCCAGAAGCAGCUGAUCUCCAGAGCGCAAUCAUGAACAACGACUCUCAUCCUCGUCCAUCCCUGCAUGGCAUCGCUGGACUCGACAUCGAGUGCGCGGUGCAUGAUCACCACGACCACCUCGACGUUCCUGCUGGCAGCAGGACGACGGCUGCUGGGAGCAUCAACUUCUCGAACUCGUCCUCGCAGGUGACAAGCCUGGGAAACUCCAGGGAGGGGAGCCCCGAGAGGCUGGGCUUGGCCAUGAUGUACGGCAAGCAGCCGAGCAGCGCUGUAAGCCUGGCGGCCACCAUGAGCCCCUGGACGCCGGUGGCGGCGCAAACAGUGGCACACGUGCUGAAGCAGCAGCCGAACGUCGUCGUUUCUCAUCGACCUGUCUUUGCCGCCUGGGCGGAUGCCUAGCUACCCGAGGGAGUUGGAGCUUAGUAGCCGCUCGAUCGAUCUUGCUCGCCAUUGCUGGUUUUUUUUUUGGUAGACUGGAGCAAGAUUGGCAGCACCAGGUUAGGUCAACUAGCUGGAAUAGCAAGGCUCGUUAGUUAGCACGAUGGCUGGUGUAAUGCUAUGCAUGCACUGCAGUAGAAGAUAGGCCUUAAUCAGUCUACAGCUUAUGCACAAUCUCAGUAGUGCUGCUGCUAGCUGGUGGUAGCUAGCGUUGUUUUGAGCCCCUUUUGGGUGACAGAUUGGUUAGAAUGUAGCAUGGCUUCCUUUGAAGAACGUUGCAUGAAACAAGGCCGUUGCGAGAGAGAGAGAAGGAAAAGGUUCACGAAAUGAGAUGGCUCGUCUUUGUUUGUACGGGCCAUUCAGGUCUCGUCAGUGGGACCUGCCUUUGGCUAUGCGCACAGAUGAAGAUCUUUUGACC